Lasiosphaeria miniovina is the source of this 960-nucleotide messenger RNA. RefSeq lists its product as uncharacterized. The transcript has 3 exons. Gene Ontology annotation, biological process: protein phosphorylation. The record is from RefSeq and is a predicted model, not a curated record. Lineage: Eukaryota; Fungi; Ascomycota; Sordariomycetes; Sordariales; Lasiosphaeriaceae. Gene Ontology annotation, molecular function: ATP binding; protein kinase activity. The coding region runs from base 1 to 960 and encodes 319 amino acids.
AUGGCGCCAGUUAAGAAGCCCACCGUCAGCAAAGCGCCCCUUAAAAAGCUCGCCGUCAGCAAAGCGCUCCUUAAAAAGCUCGCCGUCAGCAAAGCGCCCCUUAAUAAGCUCGCCGUCAGCAAACUUGCCUUUGAAGUGUACAGCGAGGUGUCGACCGACCCUAAAAUGUCGGAGCUAGUGACUAGCGACAAAAUUCUCUUCUACUCUCGCGAUGAGGACGACCGCCUGAAGCUCGGCGCCGCCAACUUCAAGGGCUUGCCCGACAAAGUUUUCCAAGGCGUGCUGCCCGGGCCCGAACGCACCUUCAAGCAGCUCAAGGGCGUCCUAAAGGCCGAGGACAUCAAACGCCGUCUCCGCGAUGUCCCCGACGCCCGUAUAUACCCGGAGCUGCCCUUCGCCUUCCCCGUGACGGUCGCCGGCGAGCCGCCCGGCUUCCCCUCGGACCAGGUCUACGUGAAAUACGUCGCCACGCCGCUCGUCCUGGGCCACGACCCUGAGGACAAGUCCUUCCUGUCGGUGCCCUCGGCGCUGCGCAGCGAGAUCGAAGCGCUGCGGCUCAUCGCGCAGCACCGCCCGCCGCACCCCAACAUCGUCGGCUACCUCGGCGCGCGCGAGCGGCGCGGCUUCGCGACGGCCGUCGUGCUGGACCACGGGCCCGGGGCCCUCGCUGCGGGACCACGUCGCGCGUUCAUGGCCGCGCUGCGGUCCGCCGUCGCCAACCUGCACGGCGUCGUCGGCGUCGCCCACAACGACAUCUGUCCGACCAGUGUCCUGCUGGGCGCCGACCAGAGGCCUCUGCUCGCUGAUUUCGGCUCGUGCCGGCCGCUGGGCAAAAAGAUAGGCCCCUCGACUGUCAUGCCGGAUUGGGAACGCAGCUGUGACGUGUCCAAAGCCUCGCGCGAUCUCUCCGCCCUCGACAGGUUGUCCACAUGGUUGGAUAACCCCGACGCGGACCUUUAG